CUCUUAUCAACCGCUUCGACCACAUUACACUCUUAUAACUGGUAUCAUACGUAUGUCCACGACCAAUUCCUCGCUGCUAGGGUUGGGGAUAGCGAGAUGUCGCCUAAGCGCGGGGGGCACUCUACUCCCUCUGCGCUCAGGGAUCUCAGCCCUCCUAACGGAAACGGCUCAAUCUAUGAGUCUUUACCCGAAGUCGAAUACCUCAGAGUACUCAAGCUGCAUCCUGGUGCCCACAACGAUGAGAUCAAGUGCCACCUGGAGAUCGUGUCACCUGAAUGCUCAAAAGACCAGUACGAAGCAAUAUCAUACGUCUGGGGCGAUCCAAACAUCACCACCGAAAUUACCUGCAACAGGAAACACGUUCCGGUUACGGUAAAUCUCGUAGAUGCGCUGCGAACAUUUCGCGAUUCGGACAAAAUGCGUACCCUGUGGGCAGAUGCACUCUGCAUCAAUCAGAAAGAUGACCGUGAGAAGGGCCAUCAGGUUAAGAGGAUGGGUCACGUCUUCGAGAACGCGAAGUGCGUCCUCGUCUGGCUCGGUCGAGAUACUGGGAAUGUUGCUGAGGAUUGCUUUGAAUUGAUUCGGGACACGACCGAUUAUUUUGACAAGAUGUUUCUGCAAAACGACCGUGAAGUCCGCCGCAUACCUGCGCUUACGCGACCCUACCCGAUCUGCGUGGACGAGGAGAGAUGGAGAAAUGUUCGUACGCUGCUCAGCUUGCCUUGGUUCCACCGCGUCUGGAUAAUUCAAGAAGCGGCCGUGGCAAAAGAAUGCAUCAUGUUCUGGGGAGCAGCCAAAAUCGAUAUUGCGGAUGCAUUCGAGCUGUCUUGUUGGUAUUUGCAGAAAGCCGACUUCGCAGCUAUCAUCGAGAGUUUCAGCUUUCGGCCGCGCCUUGGUUACCUUGGUUCCGACUUCAGAAGGAUCCACAGCAAAUACAAUACCCAACAGUCGUGGCGUUAUUCACGUCCAUUACUGAAGCACCAUUGCCUCAACACAGAUGAGUGGAAUUUCGUCUCUCUCUUACGAGGGGCCCAAGGGAUGAAUGCAUCCGAUCCCCGUGAUCGCGUCUAUGCUUUUCUGGGGUGUCCGUAUGCGAAGCAAAAAGAUGGACAGACGAUUAUCGAAGCAGACUAUUCCAAGACCACCGAAGAAUUUUACCUCCAUACAGCAUGUACGCUGCUGCAACAUCAGAGAGAAGGGCCUUGGGUUCUCACUGCCAUCUACCACCCCAGCUUGGAUCAUCUUUUGCAUUCCAAGCGCCCAUCGUGGGUACCUAACUGGAGCCAGGCCUGGCAUCAAUAUCGGAUAGCGAAUCCCGCCAACUGGUAUCGUGCCGGCGGACGAGGCGAAUUGUUCUCGGCAAGCCCACGGGAAGACAAUGUGCUGGAAGUAGCAGGCUUCGUUUUUGACAAGAUUGCAUGGACAUCCACGUUGAUCCAGAGCCACAACAUUACAUUGACGCCACACACCUGGGACGAAGAGAUUCACGUAGUUGGUGAGCCUUAUAUUGACAUCUUAUGGAAAGAAACGUCUUCGGCGGCCGCUGAGUUAGGAAUGCCUCUGCGACACGACGAUUAUACACUUACUUUGGUCUCGGGCUACAGUAACAGAAACUCAAAGACGCCUGAUAUGACAUUACAUCGAGCGAAUUUCAAAGCUUAUCGUUGUGUCGCGCGCUCUUUAUUCUCGAACGCAUCGGACGUUGGAACUAAACCGGCUACUGGGGAUGGAGACCUGUACCGUAUGCAGGCGAAGAUCACUGGGUGCAAGAUGCGACGGUUGGCGCUGACAGAGGGGGGCCGACUGGGUCUUGUUCCUGGCCUGACGACGGAAGUUGGCGAUGUCUGUUGUAUCUUUAUUGGAGUAAGUGUCCCGCUUAUUCUCAAACCUGCGAAUAACGGGAGAUAUCGGUUGGGUGGUGACGGCUAUAUUUCCGGCGUUAUGGACGGGGAGUUGAUGGAACAGUAUGAUUCCGGUGGUUUUGGUCAAGAGAAAAUUGUCUUGAUAUGAAUGUCUAAUGGUUGGUGACUUGUACAAUAUAGUUGGCAGUGCUACCAUGCUUUUUUAUUCUGCACUGGCUGAAUGCGUUUGCUCUGUUACGCUGCAUUAAAGGGAAUAGAUAUAAAG
Molecule: messenger RNA, 2127 nt
Organism: Trematosphaeria pertusa
Lineage: Eukaryota; Fungi; Ascomycota; Dothideomycetes; Pleosporales; Trematosphaeriaceae
Product: HET-domain-containing protein
Exons: 1
Coding region: 97-2010 (637 amino acids)
Source: RefSeq, a predicted model, not a curated record